Molecule: messenger RNA, 515 nt
Organism: Lactuca saligna
Lineage: Eukaryota; Viridiplantae; Streptophyta; Magnoliopsida; Asterales; Asteraceae
Source: the annotation of a GenBank genome assembly
CGCCAAUACCCAAAUCUCACCGAGUCCACCCAUUCGGGGACUCGAUUCUUCCUCUACACGCUUCGCUUCCAUCUCUCAAACCCUAGGGUUUAUGUUUUCAACUUCAAUCAAUCACAAACUCUACUUCACUCACAAAUCUUUCCACCAAAUUCAUGGGUUCUGAAUCAAUCGCAGCAGUCACUGUUUCCAAGUCAUCUUCGUCCUCUGGUGAAAAGUGCUUCCCUCCUGGUUUCCGGUUCCAUCCGACCGAUGAGGAACUGAUUCUGUACUAUCUGAAAAAGAAAAUCUGCGGUCGAUCACUCAAGCUUGAUGUCAUCGGCGAAAUUGAUGUUUGUAAAUGGGAACCAGAAGAGUUGCCAGGUAAAGCUAAAUGGAAAACCGGUGGUUCUUUUUUACUCAUCGCGAUAAGAAGUAUUCUAAUGGAGGAAGAUCAAACAGGGGGACAAAACACGGUUAUUGGAAAGCCACCGGAAAGGAUCGUCUCAUUAAGCACUACUCACGCACAGUUGGAUUAA